Molecule: messenger RNA, 171 nt
Organism: Plenodomus lingam JN3
Lineage: Eukaryota; Fungi; Ascomycota; Dothideomycetes; Pleosporales; Leptosphaeriaceae
Source: RefSeq, a predicted model, not a curated record
AUGAUUCAAAGGCAUAUAGGAGUGCGCGUCUGUACGGAAAAGGAUGAGAUUCCUACACCUAUAGGUCUUGUACGAAAGGAUAAGAAGAACAUGCCUAUCCUAACUAUAGGCGAGCUGUUCUCUAUAUAUAUUAGCAAUUCUGCCUUAUUAUUACACUACCCCCUCCUGUAG